GCUUUUUAUCUCAAGUUUUUGUUUUAGAACUUUUGGUGGAAGGAAAGUCCUUCGGAAUCCAGAGAACAGCAGCAACCGAUGAAACCGUCCUUGACACGGAAGAGGUUUUACAGAAGUUACGUGAUGAGGGCUUAGUAAUGAGACCGGAGUCUGUGGCAUCCGGCGGAGUCAAGUUUGAAUUAGUGGCUACCGAGAGUCUUGCUAAUCAAAUGUUGAAUCCAAAGGCACGACGUCUCCCUCCAAUCUGUCUACAGAGGCGCGAAAAAACAAGAAAAAAGAAAAGAAAUUUAACGUACGAGCGAAUUGUUGAAAAACUAGAGAAGGCAGAAGAACGCCGAAAGCAACAAGAAGAAGAGAGACUGAGUAAGGUGACGUCAAAGGAAAGAAUUGAUGAGGUGUCAAAUGUAGUUGUUCAGCAAGCUGAAGAAAAAAGACUGAAACAAAACGAGAAAAUGGAAGCUAUAACAAAAAGCAGGGAGAAACAUCUUCAGGCCUUACAGAGUAAACUUCGCGCACACGAAGAAAGAGCUCAAAAAGUUCGUCAGAGGAAGAAAUCUCUGAGCAAAGUUCCAACUAUUCCAGAAGACCAAGAGUUGAUGGACCGUUUUCAGUGGGGCUUUGGUGAAGAAGAGAAGGCUUGUUAAUUUAGUAUAACUGAUGGACCGUUUUCAGUGGGGCUUUGGUGAAGAAGAGAAGGCUUGUUAAUUUAGUAUAACUGAUGGACCGUUUUCAGUGGGGCUUUGGUGAAGAAGAGAAGGCUUGU
Limulus polyphemus (Atlantic horseshoe crab) is the source of this 763-nucleotide messenger RNA. RefSeq lists its product as uncharacterized. The annotation marks the transcript as partial. Gene Ontology annotation, biological process: regulation of microtubule polymerization or depolymerization; microtubule depolymerization; neuron projection development. Gene Ontology annotation, molecular function: tubulin binding. The transcript has 4 exons. Gene Ontology annotation, cellular component: neuron projection; cytoplasm. Lineage: Eukaryota; Metazoa; Arthropoda; Merostomata; Xiphosura; Limulidae. The record is from RefSeq and is a predicted model, not a curated record.